Molecule: messenger RNA, 2172 nt
Organism: Salpingoeca rosetta
Lineage: Eukaryota; Choanoflagellata; Craspedida; Salpingoecidae
Exons: 23
Coding region: 1-2172 (723 amino acids)
Biological process (GO): transcription initiation at RNA polymerase II promoter
Cellular component (GO): transcription factor TFIID complex
Molecular function (GO): transcription cis-regulatory region binding; chromatin binding; RNA polymerase II general transcription initiation factor activity
Source: RefSeq, a predicted model, not a curated record
AUGGAGCGGCGAAUUGGACGCGAAACAUUCAAGGGGGCCCUCAAACAUCUGAUCGAGCAAGCGCCGCUCGGCAAAACCGCACACUCGCAUCUCAUCGCCCAUCGCGCUUUCCUGGACCUCGUGAAGAAGCUGUGCAACAUCGACCUGGGAACGUUCAUGGCGACGUGGAUUGAGCAGCGCGACCUUGCUCGUCUGCGCUGCUGGUACAGUUUUUCCCAACAGGAGAAUAGUCUCGCUGUUGUCAUCAAGCAGGAGGGCACUGGUCGCAAGACGGUUCGACUGCAGAGUGGCGAAGAAGUCAGCAUCGACCUGCCCCAUCUCCAGGAGGGGAGCCGGAGUCCGAUUCUGUGGGUGAAGUUCGACCACGACUCGAAGCUGCUGGCAUCCAUUACCGUUGAGCAGGAGCACUGGGCAUGGGGAUACCAGGCCAGGCUCGACCGACACGUCAUCUUCCAACUCGACGCAAUCAAAGCGAUGGGCAAGCACGUUGGCCACCGGAGUGUUGUGUUCACGCUGCUUGACGCCGCCGAGAACGAGCAGCUCUACUUCCACGUCCGCACACAGGCCGUCCUCGCACUCGCACAGUGCGAGAAUGUGGAUGAGGAUCAACACGGCAUCGUCGCUGCCCUGCGCGCGUUUUACGAGCGGCAUUACUGCGCAAAGAGCGAUUUCGGAUUCAUGCCGCUCGAGAACGACUUUUCCAACUUUCCCGCCUACUUCUUGCAGCAGGCGACGCUGACGGCGCUCUCGCGACUGAAGAACACAUACGGAGUGCCGCCAUUGGAAAUUGUUGAGAUGCUCCACACCAUCGUGCUCGCAACAGAUCAGGGGUCGAACCAGUACGAUGACGCCACGUUUCGACGCCACACGCUCGCGUGUUUUGCUCACGCCCUCCGCCCACACAAGCGACGAAAUGCACAGGAUAUGCCCGCAGAUCAGCAGGCCAAGCGGCAGGAAUGGGUUCGCCGGGCGGUUUCGCUGUUUGCGCACUGCAUCAGCUACGACCACGUGUCCGCAUCAUACAAGAAACGCGUCACCGUCGGGUGUGUGGAUGCCUUGACAUCGUUUGCCCGCUGGCACUACAUCGAACCGCCACUGACUCUCCUCAACCAACUCAACUCUGAUCGCCAGCCCGCCUGUGUGCGACACGCAGCGCAAGCAGCGCUACUCAGACUCUCAAGGGACAACAUCCACGUGUUCAAUCACUGGCUGCGUGUACUCGAAUCCAUGAAAGACCACGAGCGGUUGGAGACGCGGCGGUGGUGCCCGCGCGUGCAAUCAGCCGCAUACCGCCUCCACAGUACCAUCAUGCAUACCACGAAGGAGCCAGCAGGCAGUGCACUGCGCACGAAACUGCGGAUGACGGCGAAACCGUCCAAGACAUCGACAUCACCCGCGCGCAGUCACAAGGCCCCGGCGCAGCGCAAUCUCAGCCCGCCCAAACGCCCGCACCAGCGGUUGGUGCUCGUGUGCAAGCAGAGCAUCGCGCGAGAGUUGAUGAGCAAGUCUGCAUCUGCGUCCCCAGCGCGUGCACGAGCAGGCGUGUCACCGGUUCCAAUGUCAUCCACACCAACACCUUCCAGCACGCGACCAACAACAGCACGCAAGCCAUCACCGGCGUCAGUAGCGUCAGCAGCAAAGGCCAAGUCGCAAUCAACAUCAUCAUCAUCGUUGGUAUCAUCAGCAAAGCGCCCGCGGUCCACUCCUCCGGCCCCGAAGGUUGCAUCACCAUCCUCACCAUCAUCAUCAUCCUCAUCAGCGGCAACGACAGCAGCAGCAAAGGACACGGGUUCGACUGGUGCAGUAGUGAAAUCAUCGACAAUGACGAUGACAAGUGGCAAAACGUCGCAGCAAGCAUCCAGCACACCGACAAGAGCCUCCUCAACACCUUUGGCAACAAAGGCACGGCCACCACCGCUGUCCAUGUCAAUCCCUGCACAUGUGUCCACGAAAGAGGAGGAGACACCGCGCACGCCCAAGAUCAGAAUCACCUUCUCAGCGUUCAAGGGGACGGGUGACGGUAGCCUGGGUGGCGCUGACUUUGAUGGCGGACAGAAGAAGAAGAAGAAAAAGAAGAAAAAGAAGAAGAAACACAAGCACGAGCGCGACCGCUAUGAUGACAACGACGACGUCGACGAUGAUGGCGAUGAUGAUGACGCUGCGCCGUUCUGA